CGCGAUAGGUGAGACUAGGCUCUCCGGAAGUGAUUUUCCGGAAGAAGCAUGGCUGCUCCCUAGAUCUGGCCAGGCUUCGCCUUCUGAACCGCGGACGCCAUGCAGUCAGAUGAUGUUAUCUGGGAUACACUAGGAAACAAGCAGUUUUGUUCCUUUAAGAUUAGAACUAAGACUCAGAGUUUUUGCAGAAAUGAAUAUAGCCUGACUGGACUGUGUAAUCGGUCAUCUUGUCCCCUGGCAAACAGUCAGUAUGCCACUAUCAAAGAAGAGAAAGGACAGUGCUACUUGUAUAUGAAGGUUAUAGAGCGAGCAGCUUUUCCUAGGCGUCUCUGGGAACGGGUUCGGCUUCAUAAAAACUAUGAGAAAGCACUGGAGCAAAUAGAUGAAAAUCUAAUUUACUGGCCCCGUUUCAUUCGACACAAGUGUAAGCAGAGAUUCACCAAGAUCACCCAGUACCUAAUUCGAAUUAGAAAACUUACACUAAAGCGACAGAGGAAACUUGUUCCCUUGAGUAAGAAGGUGGAACGGAGGGAAAAAAGAAGAGAGGAAAAGGCAUUAAUAGCUGCUCAGCUGGAUAAUGCUAUUGAAAAGGAAUUGCUGGAGAGACUGAAACAAGAUACGUAUGGCGACAUCUACAACUUCCCCAUUCAUGCCUUCGACAAGGCCCUGGAACAGCAGGAGGCAGAGAGUGACUCUUCAGAUGCUGAGGAAAAAGAUGACGAAGAUGAAGAAGAUGUGGAGAAGAGAGAGUUUGUGGAAGAUGAUGAGGUGGAUGAGAGUGACAUAAGUGAUUUUGAGGAUAUGGAUAAACUGGAUGCCAGCAGUGAUGAAGAUCAGGAUGAUAAAUCCUCCAUCGAGGAAGAAGAAAAGGCCCUUGAUACCAGACAUAAAGGCAAAACACCCUUGAAAGGACCCUUGCGGAGAAAACGAGCCUAUGUGGAGAUAGAGUAUGAGCAGGAGACAGAGCCUGUGGCCAAGGCCAAAACAACGUGACUUUUCUUCGGACAUUUAUAAAUAGGACUGAACACUUUCAACAUCCUCCUUUCUUUUACCAUAAGCGUGCACACCUCCAGUUUUUGCUCUUUCAUAUGGUACUUAACACAAUAUUUGUGUUUUUAAUAUUUAUGCUACUUCUGUGGGGCACAAAAUCUGGGAGGGAGCGGAGGAAGCCUUAGUUGUGAACAGAGUAUUUUUAUAGUGUUGGCAUAUGCUUUGAAGUAACAGCUUGAGCCCAAGAAGCUUAACAGAUGAAUUUGUGGGUGUAAAUAUUUCUAAAUUUUAAAUGCUAUCCACCCGUUUCCUUGGCGUCCGCCCCCCACCCCCCCAACUUUAUUUAGAAAUGUCCAGACUUCAUUUUUUUUCUUGUUCUCUUUUCCCUACUUCUGUGGGAAUAAAAGAAGGACAAAGAA
Molecule: messenger RNA, 1409 nt
Organism: Neomonachus schauinslandi (Hawaiian monk seal)
Lineage: Eukaryota; Metazoa; Chordata; Mammalia; Carnivora; Phocidae
Gene: MAK16
Product: MAK16 homolog
Exons: 10
Coding region: 100-993 (297 amino acids)
Biological process (GO): maturation of 5.8S rRNA; maturation of LSU-rRNA
Cellular component (GO): preribosome, large subunit precursor; nucleolus
Source: RefSeq, a predicted model, not a curated record